UUGGUUUACAAUAACAUGAGAGAGUACGAAAAAGCAAAAGAUUUUUUUGAACGAGCAAUAAAAAUUCAAACAAAAUCAUUUGGACCUGACCAUGUUAAUAUUGGGACAAUGUACAGCAAUCUGGGUUGGGUUUACAGUGAAAUGGAAGAGUACGAAAAAGCAAAAGAUUUUUAUGAACGAGCGAUGAAAAUUCAAACGAAAACUUUUGGACCUGACCAUGUUGAUAUUGCGUUAACCUACAACAAUCUGAGUUCUGUUUACAGUAAAAUGGGAGAGUACGAAAAAGCAAAAGAUUUUUUUGAACGAGCGAUAAAAAUUCAAACGAAAGCAUUUGGAACUGACCAUGUUAGUAUUGCGACAAUGUACAACAAUCUGGGUUCGGUUUACAGAGAUAUGGGAGAGUACGAAAAAGCAAAAGAUUCUUAUGAACGAGCGAUGAAAAUUAAAACAAAAGCAUUUGGACCUGACCAUGAUAAUAUUGCGGCAACGUACAACAAUCUGGGUUCGGUUUACGAGGAGAUGGGAGAGUACGAAAAAGCAAAAGAUUUUUAUGAACGAGCGAUAGAAAUUGAAACGAAAACAUUUGGACCUGACCAUGUUAAUAUUGCGUCAACGUACAACAAUCUGGGUUGUAUGUCUUCUUACAGCUGA
Messenger RNA from Xenia sp. Carnegie-2017, 651 nucleotides. RefSeq names its product kinesin light chain-like. Gene Ontology annotation, cellular component: kinesin complex. Gene Ontology annotation, molecular function: protein binding. The record is from RefSeq and is a predicted model, not a curated record. The transcript has 2 exons. Lineage: Eukaryota; Metazoa; Cnidaria; Anthozoa; Malacalcyonacea; Xeniidae. The coding region runs from base 16 to 651 and encodes 211 amino acids.